AUGGCUCCUGUUGACAAAUACGCAAUCUUCUUCCCCGAAGCCGAUGGCUACCUCUUCUGCGGACACCUGGGCAUGGGCUCCGAAGGAAACACCUCAAUCGUGCGCUCGAUCGUCGACAACCAGGACUAUGUCAGAAAGAAGACAAAGCCGACCUCAGCGUCGUCAAGCCAGAAGGGCGGCGUAUACAAUGCCGAAGUCAGCUUCUACCGUCCACAUCCACGGAUCCCAGCUCUCGUCCACUCCCAGGAUUUCCGAGUCCUUCCUCCGGAUCAUCCACGCGUCAACCAUUUCAAGUCUACGUCAAUGCUCUUCCAAUAUUGCAAUGGCGGAACCCUUGAGCGGUUUAUGAAUAUUCUCGGGCGUGAAAGGAUCCUGGCCCCCGAAGUUCUCUUUUGGCACCUGCUUGACAACGUCUUCGAAGUCAUUGAGCACCUCCACAAAGGCAGCAGCCCUGUCUCCCAUGGCGAUCUGCACGAAGGAAACAUCUACCUCCACUAUCCGACUCCAGACAGCAAGCUCCCAGAAUUCUUCGUUGGAGAUCUCGGCUAUGCGAGACCGGUCGAUCCGAGCGUUUGGGAGCUUGCAGGAAACCCGCCCACGCGUCAACUGAGAGACGUCAACAUCAUCAGGUCCGAAGAUGAACAGGCCCAGCGAGAAUACCGCAUCAUGAAAGAGGUCGGCGGCGUCGCUGCUCAGGGUCUGCCAGCGCAACCACCGCCAUCCCGUACCGAUCAGAUUGUAUCGAUGGUCGACGAUCUCAAGAACGUCCGCACCGCUUUGAAAACACUUCUCCAAGGCCAUGGUCAAAACCCGCAAAACAUGAAGUACGCUCCAUUUAGAGCCGGCAACGUGGUCAACGACAUCAUGAUGGCCAACCCGAAUGACUACAAUGCAUUCGUCGGAUUCCGUCAAGUGAUCAGGCAGCUUGCCCGGAGCGCCCGAGAGAACACGGGCGUCUUGCCAGAUUUCCAAUGGACUCGUCAAGACCGAUACAGAGACGAUUUCCCACCAGGAGUAUUCCGCCCACCCUUUCCAUGGACGACGUACAGUCAACACCACGCCGUCCAUGCCCAACUCAGAGGUCGGCUUACAAAAGUGUGGCAGUACACGCCUGUGCCAGAGAUACGGCUUUUCAAUAGCCGCCACGAGCUCCUGCACCUCUCGGCUGCCGUCCCAGGUCCCUGGAGAAUCGCUCGUGUCGCCCCAGGCACGCUCCAGGUGCUGGCCGUCGAGCUGUUGACCUUCGGCCUGCAUGUGCCGUCGGUCAAGGACAACUUGCCGCUCUCGUCCAGCGGUCGUCCGAUGAACCAGGACGACGUCCUCAUGGCAGACCAGCUGGUUGCCACUGAGGUUGAUCGCAUUGGCAUGCCAAACAUCACCGCCGCUGCCGUGGGCAGUGUCUCCGGACACAGCCACCACCCGUUCUUCAACGUGGACCGGGCGUGGAGCCAGGAGAGGCUCUCGAAGCAGGGUCAGUUGACGCUGCGCGCAACGGCACUUGUGCCACCGCCGCAGCCGUCGCCGCCCGCUCCGCAGACGCCUCUCCCAGCUCCAGCGGCUGGUCCGUCGACGCCACGUCGACCGUCACCAACGUUGUCAGAGGAGGCACAGGCCCUGGAAGACGCCUUCGCGGAGGCACAGACCCCGCCAGAGACGAAGCAAGCCCCAGAGGCUUUGCAACGGGAUCCUCCAGCGGCUCAGCAGCAGCAGCAGCAGCAGCAGCAGACGCCUCCGUCCCCAUCUCCGCCUGCACCACAAACUCCUCCGGCCCAGCAACAGGCCUCUCCCUCCCGUCCUUCUUAUUCUCCUCUGACACCAUCACCACCACCUCCGCCAGCACCAAAAACUCCUCUGGCUCACAAACAGGCCUCACCUCCUCGCCCUUCCUUUUCUCCCUUGACGCCACCUCCACCAUCACCACCACCGCCUCGUCCAGCAGCACAACCAGCUGCAGCAGCGCCAGUGAGCGCUCCCGCUCCCGCCCCAGCCAACCGGGUGGUCAAGAACACGACCAAGGGAGGGAGAAAAGGGGCCAUAGGCCAAGCCAAAGGUGUUACGGCGACAGACCCGCCGGCUGCAAGAAGCCAUCCUGCCGCCAGAAGACCGCGUGCCCCGCCACCGCCAAGCAGGGUCACGACCAGAAGCAUGGCGCGACAACAGGCCCUGGCCAGCAUCAUCUGGACCAGAGGCAGGACCAGAGCGGCGGCGGCGGCGGCAGCAGCAGCAGUGCAGCGAAAUUAG
Molecule: messenger RNA, 2241 nt
Organism: Fonsecaea multimorphosa CBS 102226
Lineage: Eukaryota; Fungi; Ascomycota; Eurotiomycetes; Chaetothyriales; Herpotrichiellaceae
Exons: 1
Coding region: 1-2241 (746 amino acids)
Biological process (GO): protein phosphorylation
Molecular function (GO): protein kinase activity; ATP binding
Source: RefSeq, a predicted model, not a curated record